Molecule: messenger RNA, 1044 nt
Organism: Mesocestoides corti
Lineage: Eukaryota; Metazoa; Platyhelminthes; Cestoda; Cyclophyllidea; Mesocestoididae
Source: the annotation of a GenBank genome assembly
CUCACACUGGACAGUUCCUACCCUGUAAUAUUUUGUGCUUCCCUAUCUGGGGUUUUUCAUCUAGCUAAAAACAUGGCCUCUAUGGGUGCACGCCAGGUCUUGCUAACGCCGGUGCGGUAUAUUCGACACAAGCCUUGGAUCCCGAAGUUUCGUCUAAUCCGCCAAAUGCAGCCGUGGGUGCAACCUUUUGAUCCAGACCACAUCUUUCUUGGUGGAAAAAGUGGAAUGGAGCGUGUUACUUCAACAGAAAUUCGAGAACAGCUUCGUCGCAAUGGACUGAUGCCCCCAAUUCUGUUCCAGGAUCGUCCUAUUAAUUUAACACAUUCCGGUCGCAUCUUCGAUGAAUACGUCCCCCCUGAGGGUGAUGGAAAAUCGUCUCUCCUUUCCAACAGGGGUGUGUCAGGGGUAAAGGAUACAGUAAUGAACAACACAAAAACAGUCCGAGCAACACAACGUAUCAAGAAACACAAGCCGACAUUCAGUACGUCUGGAUUUUUGUCAGAAGCAGACGCAAUUUAUAAGGAGGCUCACACUCUUCUUCCCAAAUUCUUUGACAACGAAGAGAGGCUUCUCGAGUUGACUACUGAAAAGGCCUUUGCGGACAUGACCGAGGGUCUACAACUGCGAGUUCUGCGCUGGAGCUUUGAGGGCAGCAUAGAGCCGCCGCGCGUGGUCAGCUGUCGGACCCAGGAAACCAUGGGGAAGGGUAAUAUUUUUGCCCAAGUCACCGUUCGCUUCCAUACCCGUCAGGCAAGUCUUUCCUCUUAUUAUAAACCUUUCGUCAUUCUUGCCAUCUACGAUCGUUUCGGUCGCCUGCUCUACGGUCACCCGUCUAGUUCAGUUGACGUCCUUGAGUAUGUUGUCUUCGAGAAUUACAUUACCGACGAGUACAGUCGUUGGCGCAUUCACGGCAAGGUGGUGCCCCCGUGGGCGCGUGGGUUCGCCGCGGCUCCUCAGAAGACCUACCGCCUUCCGGCCACCGCCACCGCCGACAAGGUGCAGCCAACAGCGCCCUCCUCGGAACAACUCCCUAACCCUGUUUAG